GUCACUGGACCCAGAGGAGCACAGGAAGGAGACAGCAGAGGAGGAAGAACUGGAUAAAGAAGUGGUGAAGGAAUGCCCUGAAUUUGUGAGACAGAAAAUCACAAACAAAGAGUUUUGGAAGACAAAUAAAAGAAAGCUGCUGACCUUUGGUGACCUUUGACAGCCUGAUCAUGAUACCUACCCACCCUUUGACCUUCCUGACCCUGGGCAUGGUCCUAACUCAGAGUGGAUAUAUGCUGCCUGAGACUCACCACUGGGAGGACACAAAUGGCUCCCAGCUGCAUCCCACCAUCCAGAAACUAAUGAAGGGAUAUAACCGCUACAUGAGGCCCAACUUCAAUGAGGGCCCUGUUGAGAUUGGGAUGAGUCUGGAUAUCGCCAGCAUUGAUGCCAUCUCAGAAAUCAAUAUGGACUACACAGCCACUAUCUUCCUGCGUCAGCGUUGGAGGGACUCCCGACUGGUGUUCCCAGGGAAUGAGAGUGUGAGUGUGGAUGGACGACUAGUCUCCCUCCUCUGGAUCCCAGACACCUUCAUUCCAGACUCCAAACGCUCCUUCCUGCAUGACGUCACCGUGGAGAACCGUCUCAUACGGAUCUUCAGCAACGGGACCGUUCUCUAUGCUCUACGAAUAACAGCGACCAUUGCCUGCAACAUGGACCUGACCAAGUACCCAAUGGACAGACAGGUGUGCACCCUGCAGCUGGAGAGCUGGGGCUACAACCUACAGGAUGUAAUAUUCUACUGGACGAGAGGGAAUGACUCAGUGAAGGGUCUGGACACACUGCGCCUUGCCCAGUACAGUGUUGAGAGCUACUACACAUCUGUUUCUGAGGCUGUCUAUGAGACAGGGCUCUACCCGAAGCUGGUGCUCCACUUUGCUCUGCGCAGGAACGUGUUGUUCUUUAUCCUGGAGACAUACGCCCCUUCUACUCUGUUGGUGGUGCUCUCCUGGGUCUCCUUCUGGAUCAGCCAAUCAUCUGUCCCUGCACGCACCUGCAUCGGUGUGACCACAGUGCUGACGAUGACUGUCAUUAUAAUGAUUCUCCAGGUGUGA
This is a messenger RNA of Oncorhynchus gorbuscha (pink salmon), 1055 nucleotides long. RefSeq names its product gamma-aminobutyric acid type A receptor subunit pi. Gene Ontology annotation, molecular function: neurotransmitter receptor activity; extracellular ligand-gated monoatomic ion channel activity; GABA-A receptor activity. The transcript is spliced from 9 exons. The record is from RefSeq and is a predicted model, not a curated record. Bases 171 to 1055 code for a protein of 294 amino acids. Lineage: Eukaryota; Metazoa; Chordata; Actinopteri; Salmoniformes; Salmonidae. Gene Ontology annotation, cellular component: neuron projection; membrane; synapse. Gene Ontology annotation, biological process: signal transduction; nervous system process; monoatomic ion transmembrane transport.